This is a messenger RNA of Lottia gigantea (owl limpet), 957 nucleotides long. RefSeq lists its product as hypothetical. The transcript is spliced from 9 exons. Gene Ontology annotation, biological process: COP9 signalosome assembly. The record is from RefSeq and is a predicted model, not a curated record. Gene Ontology annotation, cellular component: COP9 signalosome. Lineage: Eukaryota; Metazoa; Mollusca; Gastropoda; Lottiidae. Bases 116 to 898 code for a protein of 260 amino acids.
UUUUUUCCACAAAGGGAAAUAACUCUUUUCUAAAUUGUGUUGUUUUUGUUUCCUGUUUUGUCUUAAAAUAAUACUUUUGCAAUUGUUCUCUUCGAUUCAAUUAUUUGCAUCAAGAAUGACAAGUGAAAAUAAUUUAGAACAGUUUGUGUUAUUGGCUAAAACAGCCAAAGGGGCUGCAGCAGUUGGCUUGAUAAAUCAAGUUUUAGAGGCCCCUGGUAUUUUUGUUUUUGGUGAAUUAUUGGAUAUGCCAAAUAUACAAGAGUUAUCAUCAGGUCCAAAUGAAGCACAUUACAAUCUUCUUAAUUUAUUUGCUUAUGGAACAUACAAGGAUUACAAAGAAAACAAAGCCAAAUUGCCUGAAUUAACAACAAUACAACUGACAAAAUUACGCCAUUUAACAGUAGUGUCUUUAGCAACUAAAACUAAGUGUAUUCCUUAUUCAGUUUUAUUACGAGAACUUGACAUUCAGAAUGUUAGAGCUAUAGAGGACAUUAUUAUUGAAGUUAUAUGUGCUGAUGUUAUACAUGGUAAAUUAGAUCAGAAAAAUCAGCAAUUAGAAAUAGAUUAUGCUAUAGGUCGUGAUAUCAAACCAGAAUCUAUACCUGUUGUUAUAUCAGUUUUACAAGAUUGGUGUGACAGUUGUGAAACUGUAUUAAAAGGAAUUGAAGAUCAAGUUUCAAAAGCAAACCAAUGUAAAGACAAUAAUAAUAAAAUCAAGGCUCAAAUUGAACAGGAGGUAAUUAAUAUUAAAAAGACAUUAAAAACAUCCCACCAACAAGAUUUAGAUGAUCAAAUGAUAACAGAUAGUCAGGCAUCAACAUCUCAAGAUAAACCAAGUAAAAAACAGUCCAAAACCAAAGGUUUACGUGGUAGUGGUGCCACUAAAUCCUGGAAGUAAAUACCAGAGAUCAACAGUUGUACAUAUUGUAAAAUAUUGAUUAAAUAUAUUUAACAUGU